AUGAGAUACUCAAUUGUCCUGUUGUCACUUGUAGCUAUCAUUGCCGCCACUGUGGUGCCAAUGAUCUCCGCCGCCUGCAUCAACAACAACUUGGUUCGCAAGGAAAUUCGCCAGCUGACCCCUGCCGAGCUCACCAAAUACAUCAACGCCGUCACUUUGGCCCGCAGAGCACUACCAAGACCAGGCCCCACUCAAUACGACACGUUUGCUCGAAUCCACGCCAUGCAGGGCUACUUCAUCCACAGUGGCGCCAACUUCCUCCCGUGGCACCGCUACUACCUGCGCCAAUACGAGCUGCUACUCCAGAGUGUUAUCAACGACCCCACACUCACUGUGCCCUACUGGGACUGGACCCUCGACUACCAGAACCCCUCGGCCUCGGUCAUCUUUACCGACCCUUACUUUGGCGGCAACGGUGGAUCAGCCAGCUGCGUGACCAACGGAAAACUGGGCCAGUGGAGACCACUUUACAACUGGGCUGGUAAUGCCUCGGCACACUGCCUUAAGCGCAGCUUUGGCGAGGGCAUGAGCCGCUACCCAUCGCCCGCCACCCUCCAGACCCUUAUUUCCGGCUCGGCCACAUACGCCAACUUAGCCACCAACAUUGAGAUCGGACCACACAAUCUGGUGCACUCAUCGAUUGGAGGUGACAUGAAAGAGGCCAUCUCACCCAACGAUGCACUAUUCUUUUCGCAUCACGCCAACGUCGAUCGCCUCUGGGCCAACUGGCAGGACGCCAAUCCAACCCUGGCCGGUACCUACAAUGGAAAAAACAUUACCGGCCAGCGAGUGGGGUUGACCGAUAUCCUGCAUGGUUUCCCAGGCAUCACUGUGUCCAAGGUGAUGAAAGCAUCCACUAUGGGAUACUGCUAUUCGGCCACCACCGCCUCUGCAGCAGCUCGCUCUGCCCAGACCUUAGACGACGAGUCCGAGGAGCCUUUGCCAAACUGGCCACCCGUCUCAGCCGAGUUCAUGGCUUCCAAGGGUAUCGACCCAAAGGUGCAAGCCGAGGUCACAGCACGCAUCAACAAUAUCAUUGACGCUCUCAACGAUGCCAAUGGAUUCUAA
This is a messenger RNA of Acytostelium subglobosum LB1, 1068 nucleotides long. RefSeq lists its product as hypothetical. The transcript has a single exon. The record is from RefSeq and is a predicted model, not a curated record. Bases 1 to 1068 code for a protein of 355 amino acids. Gene Ontology annotation, molecular function: oxidoreductase activity. NCBI's taxonomy places the organism in Eukaryota, Evosea, Eumycetozoa, Acytosteliales, Acytosteliaceae.